UUGUGAACAGGGCUGUCCCAUGGGGCAGACUUGAGGCAGUUGCCUCAGGCGGUGAAAUCUCACGGGGCAGUGCCCUCAAGGGCGUCUCGCUCACCAACCACCAGGCAAGCGAGGGGAAGCAGUGCUGAGGGCUUCCAGUGAGAUCUCACAAGAUUUCACAGAGCUCACAAGAGUUCCAGAAUGUCUUGCCAGAAGCUGUUGCUGCUGCUACGCAACCCUGGUAAGCGAGGCUUCAGCAGAGGGGCAGCAGCAACAGUGGGGCUGGUGGCAUCUUCUGUUUCGCCUCAGGCAGCGAAAUGCUAGCUGUGAAUCACAAGUGGGGGGCGAAAGUGUUCUUCUGCUCAGUCCUGCUUUGGGGAACUCCAUGAGGGCAUCUGGCUGGGCAUUGGGAGAAUGGGAUGCUGGAGGAUAUGGGCUUUUGGCAGGCAGCCCUUUCUUACACCCAUAUGCCUUACAUCAGAAAACUGGAAUUGCGGAAGCUCAUGAGAAGUAGGGUAGUGAAAGGCAGACCCUCCCUCCUUCCUUUCACCAAAUGUUUAUGGGGUUUAAAUCCGUGUUAGCGACUGCACGUAUUUCAACAGGGAUUGGUAGUUAUUCUGGAUUGAUGAAUGAGGGAACAAAGGCGUGGUUGUGCUCUGUGUCAUCGGUGCGGACGGGUGUCUAGAGGAAAAGGCAUAUAAUAGCUCCUGCAAUUCUAUUCUUGGGGCUGGGGCUGGAAUCUAUUUUUCAGCAUCAGUAGGCGGUGGUGUAUGUGGGAAGGGGGGAGGGAAAGGGAUGUUGCUGUCUCCCCUCUUGCAGAAAAGGAGUGAACAAGGAAGUGAUGGGGAGGACAGAGAGAGCUCCUUUUGGAAACAUGUUAGCCCAGAAUUCUGGAAGUGAGAAGCUUGGGACACAGAAGUGACAACGUUUCUGGAAUAUCCUAGUACCAAACCAGGGCCCUGUGCCUUUAGACUGACAGCAAUGGACUCCAGAUUCCCAUAAACUCUGUGGACAAAAUAAAAGCAUGGUUAAUCUAAUUUAUGUACAUAAUUUUUUAUUUCCGUCUCUUCUUUGAGUUCCUGAUACAUGCACUCUGCUUCUGCCACCAAGUUUGAACCUUCAUUUUCUUGUCUAGUCAAUGCCUUUAAUACACUGGCUCUGAGCACAAGUCAUAGUGUUGGCGCUGACCUUUAAAACCCUAAACGGCCUUGGGUCAGCCCUGUAUACCUGAAUGAGUGUCUCCAUCCCAUAUCAUUAAGCCAGGACACUGAGGUCUAGGUCCGAGGGCCUUCUGGCAGUUCCCUCACUGUGAGAAGUGAGGUUACAGGGAACCAGGCAGAGGGCCUUCUCGGUAGUGGUGCCCACCCUGUGGAACACCCUCCCAUCAGAUGUCAAGGAGAUAAAUAACUAUACAAGUUUUAGAAUACAUCUGAAGGCAGCCCUGUAUUUGAUGUUUUAUUAUGUUUUUCUAUGUGUUGGAAGCUGCUCGAAGUGGCUGAGGCAACCCAGCCAGAUGGACGGAGUAUUAUUAUUAUUAUUAUUAUUAUUAUUAUUUUAUUAUUUCACUAACACUCUCUGCCCUACCUUACAGGUAUCGUCUUCCUCGCCAUGUCACUCCUGUCUCAACUGAAGGCUUCAGCCUUGCUGCUGGCCUUGUUCCUCCCUUCACCGCUGGCGACGGUGGGUGGCCAUGGCGGCACGCACGGCAUUGAGACAGCGUCCCCGGACGGCGGCAACCACACCGCCAAGUGCCAAGAGGCCACGGAGUGCCAGGAAGGUGUGAUCUUGCCAGUGUGGUUCCCACAGAACCCCUCUGUGGGGGACAAGGUGGCAAGGGCCAUUGUUUACUUUGUGGCUCUGAUCUACAUGUUCCUGGGCAUGUCCAUCAUUGCCGACCGCUUCAUGGCCUCCAUAGAAGUCAUCACCUCACAGGAGAAAGAGAUCACCAUCAAGAAGCCCAACGGGGAGACCACCACCACCACCAUCCGCAUCUGGAAUGAGACCGUCUCCAACUUGACCCUGAUGGCAUUGGGUUCCUCAGCCCCUGAGAUCCUGCUCUCCAUCAUUGAGAUUGUGGGCCACGGCUUCACCGCAGGAGACAUGGGGCCCAGCACCAUUGUCGGCAGCGCAGCCUUCAAUAUGUUUGUCAUUAUCGCCGUCUGCAUUCAUGUGGUCCCUGAGGGUGAGGUACGGCGCAUCAAACACUUGCGGGUCUUCUUUGUCACCGCCGCCUGGAGCAUCUUCGCCUAUAUCUGGCUAUACCUCAUCCUGGCCUGGUUCUCUCCCGGCAUAGUGGAAUUGUGGGAAGGGCUCCUCACCUUCCUCUUCUUCCCACUCUGUGUGCUCCAGGCUUGGGUGGCUGACAGAAGGCUCCUCUUCUACAAAUACGUCCACAAGAAAUACCGAGCGGACAAGGCCCGAGGCCUGAUAAUUGAGACUGAGGGUGAUACUGGCUAUCCAAAGUUGGACAUGGAGAUGGACAACUCGCUAAAGGAAGGAUCCGAAGGUCUUGUGGAAGCAGGGAAGGACCAGGAUGAUGAAGCUCGCAGGGAUAUGGCCCGCACCUUGAGGGACCUCAAGCAGAAACAUCCAGAAAAGGACAUGGAGCAGCUUAUCGAGAUGGCCAACUAUCACGUGCUAGUCCAACAGCAGAAGAGCCGGGCUUUCUACCGCAUCCAGGCCACACGCAUGAUGAUCGGAGCAGGGAAUAUCCUCAAGAAACAUGCGGCGGACCAGGCCCGCAAAGCCAUUAGCAUGCAGGAGGUGCGUGCGGAAGAAGAUGAGUCCGUGACCAAAGUUGGCUUUGAGCCAGCACACUACCAGUGCUUUGAGAACUGCGGCUCGGUGGUGCUGACUGUGGCCCGGCGGGGAGGGGACCCAGCCUGCGUCACACUGCGGGUGGAUUUCCGCACAGAGGACGGGACGGCCAACGCUGGCUCAGACUACGAGUUUGCGGAGGGCACCUUGCUUUUCAAGCCAGGGGAAACCCACAAGGAAGUGCGGGUCGGAAUCAUUGAUGACGACAUUUUCGAGGAAGAUGAGUAUUUCUAUGUCCACCUCAGUAACGUGCGGGCAGCCUGGGCCGAACCAGGCCCUGAGCCUCCUCCCAAAGCAUGCCUCGGGCCUUCUAAGAUGGCCACUGUCACGAUCUUCGACGACGACCAUGCCGGCAUCUUCACCUUCGACGGGGCCUCCAUGCGUGUGAGCGAGAGCGUGGGGGCUGUGCGCAUCAAGGUGCUGAGGACCUCGGGGGCACGCGGGAGAGUGGCCAUCCCCUUCCGCACCAUUGAGGGGACCGCUAAGGCCGGAGAGGACUAUGAGGAGGUAGCUGGCAAAGUGGAGUUCCAGAAUGAUGAGACCAUGUAAGAGACCAGGGAAGGUGGUUUGUUUUUGUCUUUGAAAAUAUUGGUGUGGGCACUGUGUACUGAAAACACGAGCAGGAAUGCUGUGACCCACACAAGAGGGCCACCAAAUUGGAUGGCUUUUAAAGAGGAUGUGGGAGGGAGGAAUAAUAGAGCAUGAGUCUACCAAUGGCUGGUUAACCAUGAUGGCUAUGGGGAGGCUGCCAGGAAUCACAAGUGGGUAGGUGCCGCCACACUAAAAGCCCCACUCCACUGUAUGGAAUGGUCCUCCUGAUAGGAUGCCAUCUGUAGGAUGCCUUCUCCCACAAGACACAGUGACUGAUUGGGUAUAUACUGUAUUUUUCGCUCUAUAAGACGCACCUGACCAUAAGACGCACCUAGUUUUAGAGGAGGAGAACAAGAAAAAAAAUAUUCUCUCCCUCUCCAGCAAAGUGGGAGGAGAAAUGGAAGGGGCUCCGUUUUUCCUCCCGUUGCCCUAAAGAGGCUUCGCGUGGCUAUCCCUGAAGCCAGGAGAGCGAGAGUGAUCGGUGUGCACCGAUCCCUCUUGCUCUCCUGGCUUCAGGGAUAGCUGCGCAGCCUGCAUUCACUCCAUAAGACGCACAUACAUUUUCCCUUACUUUUUAGGAGGGGAAAAGUGUGUCUUAUUGAGCGAAAAAUACAGUAAUGUGUGAGAACAGGGCCGGUUCACCCAUGAGGCAAGGUGAGGUGACUGCCUCAGGCCACGGGAUCCACAGGAGCAGGAGAGAGGGCCUCCAAGGAAUUCCUCACGAAUUGCCUCUGUAGCAGUGGCAGUGACGGCUGUGGCAAACUCCUCGAGGCCAAAUCUGCCUCCUCCUCUGCAGCCAUGCCGCCUCUACAGCAGCCUUUCGAUGAAAAGGAGGUGCUGCUUGGCUUCCUCCCGUCCCUAAGGAGGAAAUGGUGGGGGCUGCCCUCUGCACCCACCUGGCAUGAUUCAGCCGCCUCCCCAACCACAGCAGCCUUUGAUUCCCACUUCAACCAUUGGGGGAAGGUGGAUUUAUCCCCCCACCCUUUUUUUGCAGUUUGCCUCAGGUGGCAAAAUAUAUUGGACUGGCCUUGGGCAAAACGAUCUUUUAGGUAUCCUGGCCCCAGACUACAUUCAGUAAUUUGUGGCUGUUAUUGUUGUUUUAAUGGUGUAAGUUUUAUUUCCUAUUCCUCUGGGUUGUUAUCGAGCAAAAUUGAGCCUUGACUGGAGUCCAAUGAAUGUUAGUGAUUUGUUAACAUGUAUAGCUAGGGCUCUGCAGCCCAAUACCGGCACCUUGAACCUAGUCUAGUAUAGGGCUGCCAUAUUUCAAAAAUAAAGUUGUUGAGCUUUUUUUUAGGGAGACCACAAAAUUGUUGAGCUAUGGCAGCCCUAGUAGCUAAGUGGCAGUCAGAGAUUGCUUUCCCCGUUCCUCCCAUCACACCUCCCCUCUGGAAAAUGUCAACACAGCUCAUUUCCCUCUUCCCAACCCCUCAACCCAUUCUCCUCUAGCUCCUGAUACAGUGGUUUGACGCAAGCAGAAAUUCAGCUGCGGAGCGUUGCUUGGCUAGAGCUAAGAAAUGGGAAACAGAUUUAUUUUUUUUAAGGGUGCAGAGCCUGAGGACCCCCAGAUGUUGAUAGAUUACAACUCUCAUCAUCUGUGCCUGGGCAUGCUGGCUGGUCCAACCACACCUGAAGGACAGCAGAUUCCCCACCCUGAUUUAAGAAAUGGGAAUAGCAUGUUGAAUGUCUGUUGCACAUACCAGGUUUAUGUUAAAAGGCAUGGGAGGAGGCUGAUGCUGGGGCAGGAGUGGCAAAGCCUGAUAAAGGUGCUCUGUACAUGCUCAGUGGCACCCUUCCUUCAUGAUGCAACUUCCUUCAUGGUGCAACAUGAAAGAAAGACAAGAAAGAAAGGCACACACUGCCAUAGGUCAGUGGUAGAGCAUCUGAAAUGCUCUUUUGAAAAUGAGGUGCUGCCUUUAUUCUUUAGUCUCUCUCCCUCUCCCUCUCUCUCUCUUGGCCUGUGAUGCCUGCUUUAACUGGCAGCUAAUCCUCGAGGUCUUGAGUACACAACAGUCUUUUCCUGUCACCUGCGAUCUGAGCCUGUUAACCUGGAUAACCCACCUUCCAAAUAUCCUGGGGUAAAAGGGACAUUCCGUUUUUUGUCAUGCAAGAUCUCGGCGGCCAUUUUGAGUGCCACGAUCUUGUGCACUCUCACCCCGAAAAAGUGCAUUUUUUUCACAGCAAGAGCAAGGUGCGGGUCACGUGACUUUCCUGGGUGCGCCUCCUGGAAGGCGUACGUCCCGGUUUUGCAUCAGAAAAAGUUGGAUGGCGGGGAAGGGCUCCAUAGUUUGAUGCUAGAGCUUCUGCUUUGCACACAGAAGAAGGUCCCAGGGUUCAACCCCUGGCAUCUCCAGCUAGUCCUGAGAGACACUUCCUGUCUGAAACCUUGGAGAGUCACUGCCAGUCAGUGCAGGCAGUUCUGAGCUAGAUGAACCAGUGGUCCGACUCAGCAGAAGACUCUUUCUUAAGGACAUUUGCCAUGAGUGGCAGGAGGUCCCAGGCUCCAUCCCUCAGGAGCAGGCAGCAUCCUGUGCUCACACAUCCAUCUCAGAAAAUUAUCUCCUCAUAAUUGCUGCUCGGCUGCCUUGUCGCCAGCCUCCAACCAACACCACCACUCACCCCCAGCAUCCCUCCGGCUCCGUCAGACACAUGGAAUUAAUUUCUUGAAAUCUUAAUCUUUCACCCGUCAAGCUGUGCUGCAGCAACCUCCAGCUCCCAAUUUGACAGGCUCUGACCUAAUUGCACGAGAAGGGGAAAGUGGGGUGGCGGGGGGAAGGAGCGGGACGUUUGGCCGACGGCACACGCGGGAGAGAGCGUGAAAGCACCCGUGUGUGGGGGCGAGCGGCUGGCAGGCCGUAAGCCGACGUGCGACGGAAAUGGUGCAAGUGCGAGCAGAUAAAAAUGGGUGGUGUGUGCCAGUAGAGAGGAACAUGCAGGAGUUUGUGUGUGUGAGGGGAGGGUGGUGGCAGACAAAAGUGAGUGUGAGUGAAAAUUUAUGGGAUGCGCAUUUAUGUGCUCCUAUGUGAACUAGCGGAGAGCAACGUUUCUUCCAGAGGAAAGCGGGUAGAAAUUACCUCACGGCAGUUGCUCUUCAAAAUGGGGAUGUGGAACCACAAGCCCUUGAGGCCUAUCUCUGGCCCCUGAAUCUGUCCCUAAAAUACACCCUUCCCUGACCCCUUUGCACCCCACACCCUUGAGUGUUUUUGUCUGAUUGGGAUGUGUCCUUGAACUCUGCAAUAAUGUUUCUUACUUGUCUGGAUGGAGAAUAGAGAGAGGCGUCUGUGAGUGUAUGUGUGGAAACUAGCUUCCUAUAAAAAGAUAACAUUGACAUUCGUUGCUCCGCCCACUAUUGCCCUUGGCUCCACCCACCACUAACAUGUGGCCCUUGGAAAAUUGUCCAGAAUGGAAUACGGCCCCUGGGCUGAAAAAGCUACCCCGCUCUACAAACACUCUCCCUCCCUCUCCCUCUCUCUCGCUUUCUCAAAAGCACAUGCCAUUUGUCCUAUUAGUUUUAAAGGGUAUGGCUUUUCCGUCUUUUCGUGACAGCCUCACUCACAGAAAUGGAAGCAGGCAAAGUUUUUAUUCCACAUAAAGUUUGGGCCCUCCAGGUGUUACUGAACCACAACUCCCAUCAGCCCCAGCAAUGACAGGAGUUGUAGUUCAGCAACAUCCGGAGCGCCAAGACUCUCCACAUGCCUGUUUCAUUAGAGUAAGAAUUACUGGUAGACCUGCUUAGUUUACGUGUGCCAGACAGCUUAUGUAAAAAGUGCAGGAGCCAUCCCUGUAAAGGAGGUGGCAACUUUACCUCAGGUUUUUCAGGUAUCAGUCAACUGAGCAUUAAAGAAAAUGCUCUAUCUAUAUCAUCUAUAUCUAUAUCUAUAUCUAUAUCUAUAUCUAUAUCUAUAUCUAUAUCUAUAUCUAUAUCUAUAUCUAUAUACAAAGCCACAGCCUCAGAAGAAUAAAGGUGACAUGUGGAACUAACAAGCAUAGCCGUUCCAGGGAUAUUACAACAUUUUGCUAUAUUGCCACCUGUUCAAGUGAUGGAUUUAUGAGACCCCCUGAAGGAAGAUACUCAGAAGCGCCUCUAAGGAUUGAGCCAGGAAACCAGCUCAUAAGAGGAUAAAUUAUGUGUUCUCUAUCCCCUUAAUAAAAUCUACAGUAGAGAAACAGACACGAGGCUGUUUCAAGCUCAACAUGAUCACAAGGGCGACAGCACCUGUCACUGAAGGGAACUUCAGCAAAUCUGUUACUGAGGAUCUUGGGAAGGCAAGAGGUUAAGACAGCCCAGCAAAAAAACAAAACCGUUCUUCUGUACUUACGUACCGCUAGAAAAUAUAGCUGUGGCAUGCAUUUGAUCAGAUUUGUUGUUCUGACGCAAAUGCGGCAGAGUUUGGGGAUAUGUCUCCGUGUCAGUGAGACCUGAAUCUUAAGAGCCUAAAGGGUGGCUUGGCUUCCACCCCCUUGGCAGCCCUAUAGCGUUGACGUACCCACAUAUAUUCCCAUCCCAUUAGUACCAAGCCGUCUCUUUGUGUUUGUAAUUAGGGAACUAAAAACAGAUGGCAUCAAGCGAGGCUCCGGCUGCCAGACUCGGCUUAGCGUACCCGGAGUGUGUGCAUGUGUGUGCGUUGUGCCACAGCUUGGCGAGAGCGAAGCCAUGGGGUCAUGCAUAAGCAGAGAUGAACUCGAAGGAGCAGGAGGUGGCUAUGGGGAGGGUUGUGGGUUCUCCCUGCUUCUCUGUGCGGAGGGGGCCGGUUCUGGGGCAGAAGACAGGGGCCCCAAUGGCAGGUGGAGCCCGAACGGAUGACAGGCAGGGCCUGGGUGUGAGUUCUGCACACCCAGAUCUGGAGCUAAGAUUUGGGUGGGGGUGGGCCAAGCUUUCCUCCCUCUCUCUUAACAUAAUUGACCAGUGGUUGCUGGGGCCCAUUAAGGCUGUUAGGGCAGAAGUGAGGGAGCCCACCAGUAGGUGGCACCAGAGCCAAUGGCAGAAGUAGCCAAAUAAUUCUAAGUUUGUCCCCAUCCUCCUCUUUCUCCCUGCUGAUUUCUACAAGGGGCAACGCUGAGACUACAGAAGACGAAGCUGCCAGGCAGGGCCAUCCACUGGACUGGGUGCAAGGAAGAGGGCAGGCCGGCCAGGGCUGGCUGGCUGGCUGGCAGCAAUCUGAGGUUGGCGAGGCAAUGCCUCAUUCGCCCUAAAGCACCGGCCUCUGCUAUGUGACUUUUCAUGGCUGCCUGCUAUGCCAUAUUAAGCCAAGGAGUAAUUUCCCUGUUGCGUCACUUCCGUGCCAAAAAAGUAUGGGCUUACUAAAUUUCCAUUUGCUGGGCUAUGAGCAAGGCCAAGGCCAGGCCCAGGACAGGGGGGGAGGGGAAAGCGGGGCAGUACCUUGGGAAGAUGGUUUCCUGUAUUGGUCUGCCUGCUCCAAAGAACCCAUUAUUUUCUUCCUCGUCCCCAGGAGAUACAUCGAAAUUAAAAUUAUUGACGAUGAGGAGUACGAGAAAAACAAGAACUUCCACCUGGAGCUGGGGCCACCAGAACUGCUGGACACAGGUCCACGGCAUGGUAAGGAAAAAGUGGAUAAACCUGGGGUGUGUGUGUUGUUAUUGUUGUUUUAGUUUGUAUUCUGUGAUGUAUUUUUGUGUUGUUAUAUUGUAAACCGCCCUGUGAUCCUUGGAUGAAGGGUGGCCUAGAAAUUGAAUAAAUAAUAAUAAUAUGAUUUGCAGGAGAGACUUCCUAUGAUACUUGAGGGGCAGAGUGGGAUGUGGGGUGGGCUACAACAGGGAUGAGGAACCUCAGACUUGGGGGGGGGGGCGCAAAUGUGGUCCUCCAGGUCUUGUAAGCUUGCUGUACAAAGGUCAGGUUCACAUUCAUUGCUCCGCCCACUUUUGCCUGUGGCCCCACCCACCACUGGCUUGUGGCCCCUGGAAAGUUGCCUAGAAGGGAAUGCGGCCCUCAGGCUGAAGGGGCUUCCCUUCACCUGAGCUUAUGGCAGAAAGACGUAAGGAAGACAUGGUACUAGAGGAGCCCUUUAUUUGUAGGGUUGUGAAGGUAAGUUUAAAGACAAGGAACCCUCAGUAGAGAGAGAAGUUGUCCACCCACAGGGAGUGAGCAGAAGCCAGGCAGCAGACUAAGCAGGCACGCAGGUCAUCAGCUCACACUCUUCCCUAGAAUCAUAGAAUCGUAGAGUUGGAAGAAACCCUGAGGAUCAUCCAGUCCAACCCCCUGCAGAAAUGAAAAGUGUUGGGUUUUCCCCCCCAAAUUAUAUUCAAGCUUUCUAAAUUCACAUUGUCCACAUCAUAGAUUUAGAACACACUGUUGUCGUCAUCCCCCGAAUAAUCCUGGGAACUGUAGUUUACCCCCCACAGAGCUGCAUUUCCCAGCACCAAGCUCCAGUUCCCAGGACUCUUAGCGGUAAGUCAUGUGCUUUCAAUGUAUGGCGUGCACACAGUUGACAUUAACACAGUCCUAAUUAAUGCAAAACUGUGUCCUCUUUUUGGGUGACUCUCAAACAAUUGCAGGAUGAUGUCUCAGAAUUGUCUCGGUUGUUUCAAGUCCAAGAGCAACAUUUAACCGACUUGCCGAAUUGGUGGGGAAAAGGCUUUGCCUUUUUAAAAAAAGAAAGGAGGGGAGCACAAAGAGAGAUGGCCAAGUUCUUUUCCUACCUCUGUUCCCCAGCUUUUAAACAGUAGGCUGGCAGGUAGAAGUUUAGCAGGUGAUGGUUUUCAUGAAAGAGGGAUAAAGUGAUAAUAGAAGCUUCACUUUCUGCAUGCUGGGCUGCUGUUUGAAAGGCAGAGGGGCCAAAUUGUUAGGAAAGCAGGCAACAUUUGGCCAUUAAGGAGAUGGAUUGAGGCAACUGGGAAGGGGACUGAGGACGGUGGGUGACGGAGGAGGUUAGAGAGUUGGAAAGAGGUUUCUGGAGGCUGGCAGAGAGGGGAUGUUGGGAUUCCAGCCUCUCCCUAUGUGCCCGUUUUCUCCCCAAUCUCACCCCAGGUGACUCCAAUGAAAACCGCCUGCCUAACGGAGAAGAGGAAGCAAUUGCCAAGAUGGGGUGUCCUAGCCUUGGAGAGAACGCCAAACUUGAAGUUGUUAUUGAGGAAUCUUACGAAUUCAAGGUAAGAAGACACUCUCUCACCUGGCACUCCCUAGCAAGAAAGACAUUUCAGUCACAAUCCCCCUCCUCACACCUCAGCAUCCACACACCCCUCCCAGCAGUGGCUGAUGCCCAUUGGGACUGGUUGGGUGGAAGGCAGGGAGCCCACCAGUAGGUGGAACCAGAGCCAAUGACAUGCAGAACCAAAUAAUUCUAGCUUUGCCCCCAUCCUCCUUCUACUUGCUGAGUUCUACAAACACUAAGACUAAGGAGGAGGAAGCUGCCAGCAAAUGCCAUCCCUUGGACUGAUUGUAAGUAAAGAGAUAGACAAGUGUGGGUGGACUGAACUUGGUGGGGCAGUGCCCCAUUUGUCCUAGUGUGCCAACCUCCAAUUUUCCCCAUCCACUGAUUUUUUUAAACAAACAAGACUAUUUGCAGUUUGGAAAGUGACAGAGAAAUGCGAUGAAAAGUGUGGGAUGAACGAAUGACUAACAGGAAGAUGUUUAAACAUUCGGCAAGCAAAUCAGAAUAUAGCAAGGUGGAUGCCCAUUGUCGUAUAACUACCCCAUUAACAAAUCAGAAGAAACGCUCAGCAAAGACCGGACAUAGUCUGGCCACUGAGCAAGCAAACCAGGAUGAAUGCUUAAUAAAAAGGCUGUCUUGAAAGAACCCGUGGGCUUUUGAAUAAGGAACCACAUCAGGAACCAGCUCCUUGCCCAUCAACCGAGGCUGAGAAUCCCCCAGAAUAAGCAGCUGAAGUUUAAACAUUUCUGUUUCCUCACCCGCUCAACCCCUGCCAUGGACUUUUGGGCCACCACAAAACAUCCAACCCUGCCAAAUGUGAAUCUGCCGCCUACAAAGUGCCCUCGCAUCUUGUUCAGCCUCCAAGCCUUAUCUGUUUUUCACAAUCUGUUAUUGAGGUGUCCCUGUGUCAGUUAUCAUCUCAUCCUUAUGCACUCAAUGGAUCACUGUGCUCUGCAGGUGAGGGCUUCCUGCAGAUAUCACCUUGUCUGGACGUCCAUUCCACACAAUGUAGGAAUUGUGCCUUUGGUAUCGUGGCACUUUACUUGCCUUUUGGAAUUCCCUCUCUUUGAAUAUAUAAGUUAAUAAUAACAAAUUUAUUUCUGAGAUGGGCAAACGUCCAUCCUGGUUCUUUAUUAAAAACAGAUUUGUUUUCUUUGAAUCUGUCUCCCGGUUUCUCACGCCACCUUUUGCUCCAGUGCCCUUGUCAUCAUGGCUGGUUAGGCAGAUGGCAGGGUGGCAGGGUGCCCAAAGAUACAAUGACAUUUCCCACGCCAUCCCUGACCACAGGCACUGAAGAGCCAAGAGGAGGAGGAUAGCAAUACUGGUGGUGGUGGAAAGGGGCACGCAGGAGAAGUUCCAUAGGGACUAGCCCCUUCUGCCCACUUAAAGUUCUCACCUCCCCACACCCCUCUUUUCCAGAGCACUGUGGACAAAUUAAUAAAAAAGACCAACUUGGCCCUUGUCGUCGGCAGCAGCAGCUGGAGGGAGCAGUUUGUUAGCGCCGUAACCGUCAGUGCUGGUAAGAAAGAAUAUGGACCUUUUUUGGAGGGGUAUACCGUAGGUAGGAAUGUUGGGACAGAGGGUGUAGCCAACUUCUGAACACCACAGACAGCUGCUUCCAGUCACCAGCCACAACACACUCAGACGUAGCCUCAUCCCUGUGGGAGACACUUAAGACAUUUCUCCCAAUGAGAAAAAUAAGAAAAGGAAAAAAAGACAGCAGGUCUCUGCCCCAAGGAACUUCUGGUUUAAAUAUUCCACAGUGGAAGAGAGAACCCACUAGAGGGGCCAUGGGGUGAAUGCAAGAAAAUGCAGUUACAUGACAGGGAUGGGUGAAGCUGUCAAUUUUGUUUUCUCCCAGUUACUCUUUUCUUUUUCAUUCUUAAAAUUCAGUUCUCCCCAUCCCCAUUCCACUUUGUGAUUAUUAUUUUUUAAGGUCUUCCUAACAAUUCUCAAGGGACGCGGGUGGCGCUGUGGGUUAAACCACGUAGCCUGGGCCUUGCCGAUCAGAAGGUUGGCGGUUCGAAACCCCGCGAUGGGGUGAGCUCCCGUUGCUCAGUCCCUGCUCCUGCCAACGUAGCAGUUCGAAAGCACGUCAAAGUGCAAGUAGAUAAAUAGGUACCGCUCCGGCGGGAAGGUAAACGCCGUUUCCGUGCGCUGCUCUGGUUGGCCAGAAGCGGCUUAGUCAUGCUGGCCAUAUGACCCGGAAGCUGUACACCAGCUCCCUCGGCCAGUAAAGCGAGAUGAGCGCCGCAACCCCAGAGUCGGCCACGGCUGGACCUAAUGGUCAGGAGUCCCUUUACCUUUAACAAUUCUCAGGAAGCUUAACAAGCUACAGUUCCUGGGAUUCUUUGGGAGAAGCCAUGAGCUUUAAAUGUAUGGGCUUGAUGGGACCUUUGGGUAACUUAAAAUAGCAGCGAGCCACUGGGGAUGGGAUCAGAGCUUGGCUGUCACGUGAAAGCGGCGCAGCCACUUGCCACUGAAAAGCAUCCAUGGGCCUGGUAGGGAAGAUGGUAAAUGGCAGUGCAGCUGGGUCAGGCCCCCAAGGGCCCCCACACCUGGCCCCUGGGGCCCUCGGCAAUUGUCUAACUUGGCUAGCCACUGUUGCUGGGCCUGCUCUCCCCACCACCAUAAGAGAUUUUGUUGCCCCAUUGGAAUUUACUUAAUUGCCUCCCCGCUCCCUACGCUCACAUGAGGUAAGCAAAAGAGAGGCUAGAAGAAAGACUAGGACCUGUGGGGAGGCUGGCUAAGGUUGACUGAUGGUGUCCCUAUUAAUUUAAGGUGUCUCUCUGUGCUCCCUCCCUCCAGGUGAUGACGAGGACGACGACUCUGGCGAGGAGCGCCUCCCCUCUUGCUUCGACUACAUCAUGCACUUCCUGACGGUUUUCUGGAAAGUUCUGUUUGCCUUUGUGCCACCAACCGAAUACUGGUGCGGCUGGGCCUGCUUCUUUGUCUCCAUCUGCCUCAUCGGAGUCCUCACCGCCCUCACCGGAGACCUGGCCGCCCACUUUGGCUGCACCAUCGGCCUCAAAGACUCUGUCACAGCCGUGGUGUUCGUGGCCCUGGGCACCUCCGUGCCUGGUCAGUGAGGGGCGGCAAGCGGGGCAGAUCAUAUCAGGGUCAGGAGUGACCUCAGUGAGGGGAAGGGUGGAACCGCCACAGGGCAAAUUGUAUUUUAUGGGCUCUCCUGGCCCCAAUCAGCUGGGAGGAAUCCGGGUUUCUUGCCUCUGACUGUCCUGAAAAGCUUUGCCUCUUUAAAAUUGUUGUAAAGGCACACUAGCCAGGCCAGUUAAAAACAAAACAAGCCACCAAACUAUCUUGAAAUAGGCAUCACAUUGCUUAAUGUAAUCUGAGUAUCUGAAAGGUUGGCUCACUCCCCAUAGACCACCCCUGGGGAGAAAUCGGCAGAAGGGCCUUUUUGGGAGUUCCCCUGCCCUCAGAUGUUCGAGGAGGAAAGUAGGGGAAGGUCCAAGAGAAGGGCUUUCUCUGUGGUAGCCCCCAAACUGUGGCAUUCCCUCCCCAGAGGUAAAUCCCUCAUUGUGCAGCUUCUGUCAUGUGCUGAGGAAAUACUUGAACACACAGUCUUGGCCUUUGGCAUAGGAACCAAAUUAUAGUAACAGUAAUUAUUAUAAUCAUUAUACUAACAGUAACAAUAAUUGCUACUAACAUGGGCUCAUUCAGGAGGAGGGGCAGGAUAUAAAUUGACUAAAUAAAAUGAAAUAAAAGAUUGAUUUGGCGCUUGAAGAGACCUUUGGCCUAUCCCAAGGCAACAGGGAUGAUAUUAUUAUUAUUAUUAUUAUUAUUAUUAUCCUUUGUUGUCUUGGGUUAGACCAAAGGUCUCUACAAACACACACACAACUUAUAUCUCUAACAAGUCCAGGGCAGGGCAGAGAAAGGACUUCACUAAUUUUAAAAAUACAACAUUAAAAUCAGCUAAAAGAGAUCCCAGUCAAGAAAGCGGUUUAUCUGCCAUCCAGUCUCUCCUUUAACAAUUUUUUUUAUUGAUUUUCAAAAAAUUAUUUUUUUUAAUUAAAAAAAUCUAUUAAAGAAGCCUUUUGGUGGUGGAUAGACUUUUCUGCUUUCUUGACUGCAAUCAAAGAAGCAGGGAGGUCUAUUCGCCAUCCAUACACUUAACAGCAUAAGCAGAGUGUGACAAGGCAAUGACUUUCCAGGAUGGUUUGUCUCACAGCACCUGGGAUUUAGAGGCAAACUCCCUCUUUACAUAGACUUUGCAUUUUUAACUGUCAACAGCUAAUAGCCAUCGAUAGCCUUAAUUUGCCUAAUUCUACAAUAAAUCACACACACACAAAAAGACUGUGAGCCUCCCUUAGUUACCUGGGAAUAAGCCCCAUUGAACUCAGCAAGACAUACAUCAAGAUAGACACAUAUAGGAUUGCACUGUAGGGCACGAAUAUGCUUUAAUCAUAAACUGGAGCAAUCCUAUAAAUCAUAGUGGGGUACCAUUUGCCAGCCCGAGGGCCGCAUUCCCCUUUGGGCAGCCUUCUGAGGGCCACAUACCAGUGGUGGGUGGAGCCAGAGGCAAAAGUGGGUGUUACCACCUUCACCCUCUCUGUCCCUGCCCAAAGUUAAGUACCGUAUUUUUCGCUCUAUAAGACGCACCAGACCACAAGACACACCUAGUUUUUGGAGGAGGAAAACAAGGAAAAAAAUAUUCUGAAUCUCAGAAGCCAGAACAGCAAGAUGGAUCGCUACGCAGUGAAAGCAGCAAUCCCUCUUGCUGUUCUGGCUUCUGGGAUAGCUGCACAGCCUGCAUUCGCUCCAUAAGACGCACACACAUUUCCCCUUACUUUUUAGGAGGGGAAAAGUGAGUCUUAUAGAGCAAAAAAUACGGUAUUUUAUUUUGUCUUCUAGUUUAUUAGGUAGUAGAAACCCAUAGAAUUCCAUCAACCCAGAAUAAAAGGGCAUAGAGGGGAGAGGAAAAAGGCACUUAUGCCUCAAGGAAGAAAAUCAGUGUUUUUAGCUCUGCAGUCCUGCAGACAGAUCAGAUCUCUUUCUCCAGAUCUCCAGAUCUAGACCUUUUCUACUGCAGAGGUAGGGAACCCACAAACCUUAUUUUAAUUUGCCCCCAGAGGAGCUGCUUUUGCAAAGUGCUUCCCCUCUGUUGUAAACAAAAUCUGCCCUUUUCCCUUAUGGGGUAUCCAAGAGCCCAUAUAGAGUCCUUACGUAGGUUCCCUAUUGGUAGGAGUAAAUUAUUGGGAGGUAAGUCAUAGAAUAAGGGACACGGGUGGCGCUGUGGGUUACACCACAGAGCCUAGGACUUGCCAAUCAGAAAGUCGGCGGUUCGAAUCCCCGCGACGGGGUGAGCUCCCGUUGCUCGGUCCCUGCUCCUGCCAACCUAGCAGUUCGAAAGCACGUCAAAGUGCAAGUAGAUAAAUAGGUACCGCUCUGGUGGGAAGGUAAACGGCGUUUCCAUGUGCUGCUCUGGUUCUCCAGAAGCGGCUUAGUCAUGCUGGCCACAUGACCUGGAAGCUGUACGCCAGCUCCCUCGGCCAAUAAAGCGAGAUGAGCACCGCAACCCCAGAGUCGGUCACGACUGGACCUAAUGGUCAGGGGCCCCUUUACCCUUUACCUUUAAGUCAUAGAAUCAUAGAGCUGGAAGGGACCUUGAGGAUUAUCCAGUCCAACCCACUGCAAUGCAGGAAUCUUUUGCCCAAUGUGGGGCUUGAACCCAUGGCUCUGAGAUUAGGAGUCUUGUGAACUACCCCAUUGCUUUAAUUUGUUAAUAUUGGCAGCUAGGAACCUCAAUCAGUUGUCCCAAAUGAAGGUCGUUGGAGCUGAUGGGAACUUUUGGCCCUCCACUUCCCCAUCACUGGAUUUCUGGCGUGCACACACACCAGGGGCUCUAACAAAUCCUAAGCCUGCUCUUGCUAUUUAGGGUGAGCAGAGCGGGGGCGAGCCUUGGGUUCAUAUUAAUGGCUCGGGAUGAAAGAGCAGGAGACUCUCACGUCUCAGAACAUGUGGCCGACAAAGCCAGAGGCGACGGCAAGAGGAUUGUCGGGGAAGAGAGGCGGCUGUAUUUAACAGGCAGUCUGGAGAACAGGAUUAGAAAGGAGAAAACUUGCUGUCUUGAUGAGCUGGUGGAGAAAUGAUGAUAAGGCUAAAUCUCAUAUUGAGAGAGGGAGAGUGGGAAGCUAACCCUGCAAAGUGCUUAAAUGCCCAGAUAUAUAUGACGUCGCAAAGAAUGAAGGGUUCUGGAGAGGAUUGGAAGUACGAUUGCACAGCAGUGUAAUACAGAUUUUUACUUUAUUUUAUUUCGCAGACUUUUUUUUUUUAGGCUUAGCAAGGGGGGAAAUGGAGACAUUCGUUUGGGAGAUUUGCCUCCUGCUCGAACAAUUUAUUCUGAUUUCACAGUGUCCUGAGAAGGAGCAGGGUGCUGCACCCGUGGCAGUGCCGGAUUUAGGACAGUGUGGGCAGUUAGCCGAGGGGGCGCAAAAUGAUGAUGUUGAUAAUGAUAAAACCUACAAUAAUAUGGGAGGGGCACCAAAUCUUGCCCUUGCUUGGGGCACUAGGGUGCCAUGUUACAAAAGUCCGCCCUGCCCUUAGCUUCCCAAAAUUCCAACAGACUUACCCCUUAGAUGAGAAAUGGAGAAUCCUAGCAUUGAAACAUGGCCCUCCAAGCUCUGUUUGGCCCUCCAGUUGCCCCAGGUCACACCCCACUCAGCAGCCCUGAUCUGCACUUUCCUUGAGGGCUUUUGCCUGCCUUGAAUGGGUCCUCGUAUGGCAGGAACAUAGGAAACUAUCUUCUACCAAGUCGAAAUAUUGGUUUGCCUAGCUCUGGGUUUCCCAAGCUUGAGUCUCCAGCUGUUUUUGGGCUACAGUUCCCAUCAUCCCUGACCACUGGUCCUGCUAGCUAGGGAUGAUGGGAGUUGUAGUCCAAAAACAGCUGGAGACCCAUGUUUUGGAAACCCUGGAUUAGACGAUACCCUGGGUGAGCCUCAAUGUGGUUGGAAGGAAGCAUGGCCGUAGCUCAGUGUGAGAGUAUCUGUUUUGCAACCGCCUUCUGCCCUUUUGUCUCUGCAGAUACCUUUGCCAGCAAAGUUGCCGCCAUCCAAGACCAGCACGCCGACGCCUCCAUUGGGAAUGUGACAGGCAGCAACGCAGUCAACGUCUUCCUGGGCAUUGGGGUGGCCUGGACUAUCGCAGCCGGGUACUGGGCCAGCAAAGGCCAGCCCUUUCACGUGAAGCCCGGCAACCUGGCAUUCUCGGUCACCCUCUUCACCAUCUUCGCCUUCUUCAGCAUUGCGGUGUUACUGUACCGGCGCCGUGCACCCAUCGGCGGAGAACUGGGCGGUCCCCGAAGCCCCAAAAUCCUGGCGACCCUCCUCUUCCUGAGCCUAUGGCUGGUCUACAUCCUCCUGGCUGCCCUGGAAGCCUACUGCCACAUUCAGGGCUUCUAAGAGACAAGCGCAGACUGGGAGAUUCGCUUUCGGGUUUGGCCUGGGGGAGGCCCUUGUCCAAACCUUGGGACACUGAUCCCCGGAUGACUUGGGGGUGGAGGGGAGAAAGGAAAAGCCAAACCCUCCCUCCCCAAGCUGGGAGACCCCCUUUUUCUCAAGCACAUGAGAACACCUUCACUUCCACAACGGUUCAGUGAAGACUUUGGCCAACGCCAGCCACGCGGUCUAGUAAUGACUAAGGUGGUAACAAAAACGGGACAAAGUUACAGGGUCGAAUUCUGGCCAAGGCUUCUGCGAUGGACUGAUGGCAGAGUUGCCCGCCUCUGUUUGGAGAGAGAAAAUGCCAAGCUAUUAAGAACCCUGAUUUUAGACACAUCUUAGGGGUGCAACAGAUUCAAGGGAAGCUGAGCCAGGGCAUAGGCCACCCCCUUCCACACUGACCUGGGUGAAUUAGUAGCCUCAGAAAACAGUGGGAUGGGAGGGGGAUACUGACCAGCCCUGCCAAUUAUUCUUAUCCUUGCAAGUAUUGGAGGGCCAGUUAGUUGGACACACUGUCCUUCCCCUUGCAAGCCUGGCCAGUUUCUUGCAGCGACAGAGAUGGGGCGCUCUUUGCAUCCCAGUGGAUGGUAACGUAAUGAUGUCAGCAAAACUGGAAUUUUAGAUGCAAGUCGAGGUUUGUGCUAUCUUCCUCCUGUUCCUGGCCAAAUGAUCCAAAGAAGGGUGGGAGCAGGGAGAGAGAGGGAGGGAGAGAAAGGUGGAAAAAGCAAGCGAGAAUAGAUAGGAGAAGGGAAGAAGGAUCCUAAUCAGCCAGUUUACCUUGUUCCAAGCACAGUCGAUACCCUCCGGAAAACCUGCACUCUUUACAAACUCCCCAGAACAGCACAAAAAUCUCAAAACAGCAAAAAACAGAAAUAUAGCUAGAUCUAGGAUAGCUGCUUCCCCCCCUUCCUCUUCCACGGCACAGCGUUCCCCCUUCCCAAAUUAAGAACUCCCCCCAUAUUAGUAUUCGACUCCCCUUUUCUGUACAGAACUCAGAUUUCUAUUUAGUUGAGUUUAUUUUACUUACAAGGUGGGGAAGCCCCCCACAGAAAUUAUUUUAUUUUUAUUUAAAAAGAAGAAAACCCACAAACCUCCGGCACCCAUGCAAUUGUCCGCCCCUUCCUUGUCCCUUAAUGUGGACACCCCCCCCUCCUGUCCAGACGCCACGGCCGCUGCGCAUGGUGCUUCCCUCCUCUCUGAGGCGGGGGGCCCCCGACAUUGGUACGUCCCAUGCCUCAGUUUGCAUGGUGGCCCCUGUGACCCCAACCCAUACAAUCUUGUGUCUCUGUAAGUCACUCUGGUGUCCAUGCUUGCCCGUUCGUCUUUUGCACCAGUGCCUGCCUGUUGCUCGUGCCUGCUGUCUGGUUUUCCCCAAAAACAAAAAAUGUGCCCUUCCUCUUACGUCCUGUUGCCUGCGCUACCUUGGAUUUGUGUUGUGUUGUGUGUGCGUGUG
Messenger RNA from Podarcis lilfordi (Lilford's wall lizard), 19403 nucleotides. The record is from the annotation of a GenBank genome assembly. Lineage: Eukaryota; Metazoa; Chordata; Lepidosauria; Squamata; Lacertidae.